AUGAGCAAGAUGCUGCAAGAGCCCAUCCGGUGGAGUCCGGCGCCGCUCGGUAACUUGGAAACUGGCUGCUUCAGACUUUCACUGUCUACCGUCAAGAUGUCGACCGACAAGCCCCUCCCUUUCCAGUACCAGUUCGCCGCAGGCGCCAUUGCCGGUGUCUCGGAGAUUCUGGUCAUGUACCCUUUGGACGUCGUCAAGACACGAGUGCAACUCCAAACCGGCAAGGGCGUAGGUGCCGACCACUACAAUGGCAUGGUUGACUGCUUCCGCAAGAUUGUCCGCAACGAGGGCUUUGCGACACUCUACCGCGGUAUCACCGCCCCCAUCCUCAUGGAGGCUCCCAAGCGUGCUACCAAGUUCGCCGCCAACGACGAGUGGGGAAAGAUCUACCGCAACCUGUUCGGCGCUGCCAAGAUGAACCAGUCUCUCUCCAUCUUGACCGGAGCCAGCGCCGGUGCCACCGAGGCCUUCGUCGUCGUCCCCUUCGAGCUCGUCAAGAUUAGACUACAGGACAAGGCCUCUGCCGGCAAGUACAGUGGCAUGCUCGACGUUAUCCGCAAGACCGUCGCCGCCGAGGGUGUCCUGGCCAUGUACAAUGGCCUCGAGAGCACCAUGUGGCGCCACAUUGUCUGGAACGCCGGUUACUUUGGCUGCAUUUUCCAGGUCCGCGAGCUUCUCCCCAAGGCCGAGAACAAGGCCGGCCAGGUCACCAACGACCUGAUCUCCGGUGCCAUUGGUGGUACCGUCGGUACUAUCCUCAACACCCCCAUGGACGUCGUCAAGUCCCGCAUUCAGAACAGCCCCAAGGUCCCCGGACAGACCCCCAAGUACAACUGGGCCUGGCCCGCCGUUGCCACAGUCGCUAAGGAGGAGGGUUUCAGCGCUCUGUACAAGGGUUUCCUGCCCAAGGUCCUCCGUCUCGGUCCCGGAGGCGGUAUCCUCCUCGUCGUCUUCACUGGCGUCAUGGAUUUCUUCCGCACCCUCAAGACCAACGCUUAA
Messenger RNA from Colletotrichum lupini, 999 nucleotides. RefSeq lists its product as uncharacterized. The record is from RefSeq and is a predicted model, not a curated record. The transcript is spliced from 7 exons. Lineage: Eukaryota; Fungi; Ascomycota; Sordariomycetes; Glomerellales; Glomerellaceae. Gene Ontology annotation, biological process: transmembrane transport. The coding region runs from base 1 to 999 and encodes 332 amino acids.